CUACGUACUGAAUAGAUAUGCCAGCGCGUCCGUCGGAGGAUUAUUCAAUAUAGUCGUUACCGUUUGUAGAAAAAUUCCAACGAAAUGUGAUGAAAUGUAUCAUCGACCAAAUCAAUGGUUUCCUUGCGUUGUAUGUACAUACAUAAUACGGAUGAAAUAUUAGCGUACAGACUUUGAAUGAGUAGAGACGACGUUUCUCACGCCCCGUUCAAUUUCUCCUGGGUUGUACCGGGUAAACUUGCUUGUACAGGAUGGCCCCAAACUCAAGAGAAUAUACAGUUCCUGGCGGAUAAAGGCAUCACGCAUUUGGUUACUUUAAGCCGUGAAAGGAGACCCCCGUUUGAAGCUAUUCCGAUUGGCAUGAAUUGGACGGAAAUUCCAAUAGAAGAAUUCGAAGCGCCCACCUUGGCGGAAGUUGAUAGAUUUAUAGAUAUUUGCCGAAGAGCUGAGGUCGACGGCGGCUUGCAGGUAGUCUGUGUGCAUUGUUAUCACGGUCGAGGUCGAACAGGUGUGAUGGCUGCCUGUUACUUGGUUAAAUUUCAAGAUCUUGCACCUGAACGUGCCAUUACGAAUUUGAGAAUGAUGCGUCCUGGUAGCGUUGAAACCUACGCUCAGGAACGUUUUGUCAUAAAAUACCACGACGCCUUACGACGCGAGUAG
Molecule: messenger RNA, 660 nt
Organism: Neodiprion fabricii
Lineage: Eukaryota; Metazoa; Arthropoda; Insecta; Hymenoptera; Diprionidae
Product: dual specificity protein phosphatase 23-like
Exons: 3
Coding region: 178-660 (160 amino acids)
Biological process (GO): protein dephosphorylation; cilium assembly
Molecular function (GO): protein tyrosine/serine/threonine phosphatase activity
Source: RefSeq, a predicted model, not a curated record